Molecule: messenger RNA, 1388 nt
Organism: Cricetulus griseus (Chinese hamster)
Lineage: Eukaryota; Metazoa; Chordata; Mammalia; Rodentia; Cricetidae
Source: RefSeq, a predicted model, not a curated record
CAUUUUUCAGGAUUAGAAGAGGCUGUGUAUAGAAAUAUACAAGCUUGCAAGGAGCUUUCUCAGACUACCCGUACAGCAUAUGGACCAAAUGGAAUGAAUAAAAUGGUCAUCAAUCGCCUGGAGAAGUUGUUUGUGACAAAUGACGCAGCAACUAUUUUAAGAGAGCUGGAAGUAAGUUUUUUCCAAAACCAUCAAAAAAAUUCUAACAUAGACAAAGCACUACUUCACUUAGUUUAUAAAGAACUGCUUCUUCCUCAAGCUUAUUGUGAAGACUUAUGCCGAUUCUCAGAAGUUCCUCAGCGAGCUCCAAAAGAGCUCCAGCAAACACCAGAACAAAGUUUGUGCCAUCGCCAACCUCUUGUUCUUGCAUAUGAGAGGCCAUCACGAUCAUUUUUGCAGCAGGAUGUUGUACCUGAUAGGCUGAACUCAAAGUGGGAUCUCAGAAGACUCUGUAAAACUGUUGGUGCCACAGCUCUUCCUAGAUUGACUCCUCCUGUCCUUGAAGAAAUGGGACAUUGUGAUAGUGUUUACCUCUCAGAAGUUGGAGACACACAGGUGGUUGUUUUUAAGCAUGAAAAAGAAGAUGGUGCCAUUUCUACUAUAGUUCUUCGAGGUUCUACAGAUAAUCUGAUGGAUGAUAUAGAAAGGGCGGUCGAUGAUGGAGUUAACACUUUCAAAGUUCUCACAAGGGAUAAGCGUCUUGUCCCUGGAGGUGGAGCAACAGAAAUUGAAUUGGCCAAACAGAUCACAUCAUAUGGAGAGACGUGUCCUGGACUUGAACAGUAUGCUAUUAAGAAGUUUGCUGAGGCAUUUGAAGCUAUUCCACGGGCACUGGCAGAGAAUUCUGGUGUGAAGGCCAAUGAAGUUAUCUCUAAACUUUAUGCAGUGCACCAAGAAGGAAACAAAAAUGUGGGGUUGGAUAUUGAGGCUGAAGUUCCGGCUGUAAAGGACAUGUUAGAAGCCAGUAUCUUAGAUACAUACUUGGGAAAAUACUGGGCUAUUAAAUUAGCCACUAAUGCUGCAGUCACUGUACUUAGAGUGGAUCAGAUCAUCAUGGCAAAACCAGCUGGUGGGCCCAAACCUCCAAGUGGGAAGAAAGACUGGGAUGAUGACCAAAAUGACUGAAGAACUUUUUGUUGUAGGUGAAGAGUUUGUUUGUAGAGCAGAACUUCCCUGAUCUUUUCUUAUUCUCCUUAAGUUAAGAAGUAUUUGUGUUCAUACUCUGCUGAGUAGUAAAAUAAACGUGUUACUGUUACACCUGUCUGAUCAAUUGCUGCUUAUGUCAGCCUUUUUAAACACAUAAGCUAUAAGCAGGGCAAGUCACUUACAUGACUCUUCUUUUUGUUUACCUAGCCUGCUUCUGAAAAUAAAUUUCUAUAACCAUCAUA